UGAGCAUUCUCUGGUGUGGUCCACAGUGGCUUCCUCAUCCUAUAUAUGCUUGUUGUUUAGAGAAUCAGAGGGGGGAAAUCAACAAUACCUAAUCAACACUGCUGAUCAAGGGCAGACUAACCUUUCACAUUUAAGAAAAAAGUAAUCCAAUUGUCUAGGAAAACAGCGUUAUAACUAUGUGAUAUAAAUUGGAAAAGAGAACAAACAGCAAGUAGCACAGACAAGUGCAAGUCAAAAUGAAUACUUCCGGAGGUAGCUGUGGAAGUCCCAGCUCUGUAGAACCUGUUGCAGACUGCUUCAAGGAACUGUGGACGAAACUAAAAGAAUGUCAUGAUAAAGAAGUAAAAGGAUUACAGUUAAAGAUUUCCAAACUGAAAAAGGAAAGGUGUUUGGAUGCAGAGAGGCUUGAAGAAUUUUACACCAAAAACCAGCAGCUUAGAGAGCAACAGAAAUCUCUGUAUGACACUAUUACUGUUUUAGAAGAUCGUUUAAGAGCUGGAUUAUGUGAUCGUUGUGCAGUAACUGAAGAACAUAUGAAGAAGAAACAGCAGGAAUUUGAAAAUAUCCGGCAACAGAAUCUGAAACUAAUCACUGAACUGAUGAAUGAAAGAAAUAACUUACAAGACGAAAAUAAAAAAAUUUCUGAACAGCUUCACCAGAUGCAGCAGAAGAUAGAAGAGCAAGAUGAAGAUAUGAAAGGGUUUAUUCCAGGAUCACCAGUUCAGACGUUUUCACUUUCAAUGGUUAAUCGAAUGCGGCGAAAAAGAGAGAAUAGGCAUGUACGAUAUGCGGAACAGAAGAGUACAGAAUUACAACACAAAGGGAAAAUUAAUGAGAUUGGGAAGGUCGCUUUAUUAUCAACUCAGAAGGAUGUCCAUUCCAGUGAAGAAAUAUUGGUAGCGGAUACCUGCAAUCUACAAUGUUCACCAAUAUCAAAUGAAAAAGGAACAAGAGACCCUACCACAACAUCACCUUUUGACUUGGCGGCAGUUGUUGCAGAAACACUUGGACUUGAUAAGCCUAUUCUUCAGCACAAACUGGGAGAUUCCAGAAAACAGACGGCUCCUGGAUUACCAAGAAGCAAUGGUGACAAUAUGGGGUUUUCAGAUCCAUCGGAGAACACUCCUCAGCCUACAGACUGGGAUUCUGAGGCACUUUCUCCUGUUUUGGAGCAUUCUUCAAACGUGAAAAAGAGCCUGGGCUUGAGUGCAAGUCUUUCCCCUUCUGUGUUAGCAACGGGACUGAAGUCAAAUAUGAAAGUCAGCUCUAUCAACAGUUCUUCUCAUUCCAGAUCUGAGAAAAUGAGAUCAAAAUCUGAAGAUGUCGCUUUUGUUGCACCACUUAACCUUGGAACUGAAGUAGCCUCUGUUAUCAGUCAGGCACCAGCCAAUCAGCAGGUGGUUCAGAAACAGAAUACAGAUGAGCCCAUAACUUGUGUCACUAACACACAUUCAGAUAAAGAUGAAACUGUCAAGAGUGAUUUCCUUCUUGCACCACAGAAACUACUGAUAAGCAAAAGUACCAAAAGGAAGAAAUCAGAGGAGAAAAGUGGGCAUGUAAUUUGCUGUGGAAAAGAAAAUGCCCUCCCAACCCAAAUAGACAUUCUUUCUGCUGCCACUAGAGAUAAUACAACUGAUAGACCCCUAGAUCUAUCUGAUCGUUUUGCUUCUUUUCACACUCAAGAAAAAAGCCAUGCAACAUCUGAGCUCUCCAAAACCAAGCUAAAGCAGGCAACUCUCCAUGAUGUUUUUCAACCAUCAGGGAAAUAUACUUCAUCCAUUAAAAGCAUCAGUGAUAACAACUUAGCAAACAAGGAUUUGGAAGAGGAUCCCUAUAUACAGGAAGCAAUCUUGAAAUCUCUAAGCAAAGCACCUCCAGAGGUUAAACCUCAAGUACAAAUAAAAAAAGAAAUACUUGCCUUUGGUAACGUGCUACCAAACAAUACCCUUGAGCCAGACCUGUCUGAAGACAUGAUAGUUGCUCAUAUCUGUGAACCAACUAGUAAGAAAAUAAGGACAGGACCUGGAGUGGGUGAACCAGCAUCGGUGCUUCAACCAAAUCCAUGCAGAGUGACAAAAACUGCAAAACCACGCAAUCAGAAAGAUAUCCCAUCGUUGGAUAGCAUACAGUGGAGUAUAGAUCCGGGAGCAGACCUUUCCCAGUAUAAAAUGGAUGUAACGCUAAAAGAUUCAAAAGAAGAUACCCAAUCAAGCAUUGGAGGGGAGACAGUUGAUAUGGACUAUACAUAUGUCAGUGAAAAUAUUCUAUUGAGAAUGAAAAAUCAAGAACAAAAAGAAGCAAGCACUCCACAAAGUGAAAGCAGAAAGAAUGGCAGCUUACUGGAAAUAUUUGAUCAGACAUCAUAUGAAGAAUACAAAUCCUAUUUAGAAGAUGAUAAUCUUCCAGAAUGUAACAAUAAAGUGAUGUCUCAGGAGCAAGGGGAAGAUAAUAAGACAAUAUCAACAGUAAAAGGAAACCUACAGAGACAUGAAGACAAAAAAGAUAAAACCAAACAGAAAGCUUUUGUUGAACCCUAUUACAAAAGUGAUGAAAGAAAGAACUCUGUAUUAGAUUUUCCUCAUGUUGAGGUUGUUCGUAAGAGAGAUGAGAGGAGAAAGUUACUUGGCCAUACUUGUAAGGAAUGUGAAAUCUACUACGCAGACCUUCCAGAAGGAGAGAAAGAGAAGAAAUUAGCUGCCUGUUCAAGACAUCGGUCUCGCUACAUUCCUCCUGACACACCAGAGAACUUCUGGGAGGUUGGAUUUCCUACCACCCAAAUGUGUGUUGAAAGAGGUUACAUAAAAGAGGACCUUGUUCCCUGCCCUCGUCCUAAAAGAAGACAGCCAUAUAAUGUGACAUUUUCUCCGAAAGGCAAAGAACAAAAAACAUAAAUGAGAUACAAAACUGAAGAAUGUAGAUAUAAGUUUUUUGUGUCGAGAUAUUUAUGUCCGGUGGGAAAAAAUUGAUAAAAGUAUUCUUUGUGGAGCAUUUCUCAAAUGGAAAUUCACUUCCCUUUGAACUAUCGUUUGACUAUUUUGGGCUACAAAUGCAACUAUUUAAUGUACAUAAUUGUUUUUAUUGUAUAUGUUAAUUGUGCCUCAUCGUGAUUUUGCACCUUUUCAUUAGGAGAGCCAGUAGCUGUUUCAUUGGAGUCUGCAGUUCAGUUUCCAUGCUGGCUGUAUUCAAACUUGGUAUAAGCUGAUGUUACUUUUUUGAAGCAAAAUUGUAGCUACUCGUUUCAGUUCCAGAAGAUUCUUGUGAGCUAUAGAUAGAAUAUUAAGAGGGUGCUUCCAUUUUGCACUGGAUAACUUAAAAGACUUUGUAACCACUGUUUUAUAAUAAUUGUCUGGGGAGAAAUAAUAAAAAUUGAUUUUCUUAAUGACA
Molecule: messenger RNA, 3384 nt
Organism: Eublepharis macularius
Lineage: Eukaryota; Metazoa; Chordata; Lepidosauria; Squamata; Eublepharidae
Gene: RBBP8
Product: RB binding protein 8, endonuclease
Exons: 19
Coding region: 237-2891 (884 amino acids)
Biological process (GO): double-strand break repair via homologous recombination; DNA double-strand break processing involved in repair via single-strand annealing
Cellular component (GO): site of double-strand break
Molecular function (GO): double-stranded DNA binding; damaged DNA binding; double-strand/single-strand DNA junction binding
Source: RefSeq, a predicted model, not a curated record